ACUGCCGGAAAUCGUAGUAUCCAUAGAGACGCUGUCGGAAGUUGAGGUUGCUAGGAGGCCUAGGCGCGUCCAUUGAACUGCGUAAUGGAGAAAGUCCCAGAAGAUUAUGAUUCUAGUCCUGAUGAAAAUGAGAAGUCAGAGCCUGAGAGGCCUGAACUUCGUAAAUUGUCUGAAAAUGCCGAACCAGACACCAAGACAGAGGCAGGCUACGAGCUAUCCCCAGAAAAUGACCAAGUGCCACUGCCACUAGAAACUGAGAAAGAGGAAGAGUCAGAGAUUGCAAAGAAUGUGCAGCCAAAACCAACCUGGACGUCUGAGGAAGAAAUUCCUAAGGAGAUCGAGGUAGAGCCAUCUAGCCAGACUGAUUUAGGGAUUCCCCAAGUGUUAAAGUCAGAGUCAUUGAGAGAGAUGGGAGACGAGCUUUACAAGGAUUUGGAGGCACCAGACCUAGAGCCACAAGAAGACGCUAAAUCAGAUGUUACAGAGGAUGUACUCACAGAAUCAGCUUCAGAAAUAGAUAUUCAGUUACCAGCGGAAACCAAGUCUGAGGUUCCGGGGACCACAAUCAAUAUGACAGGAUUAGAGUUACUAAAGGAGUCUGAACAGGAGGUUCCAGAGGAAUCACUUAGAGAGCAGAAGAAGGAAACAGAUCUAGAACCUCCAGAGCAGUCCAAACUAGAUUUUUCAAAUGAGAAACCAAAGAAAUCAGUUGAAGAGACAGAUCUACAGCCAACAAAGAUGACCAAACCAGAGAUUCCAGAGGAGACACAAAGAAAGUCAACUGAGCAGACUAAACCAGAGUUUCCAGACCAGAAAUCAAGAAAGUCUACUGAGGAAGCAAAUCUAAAACCUCCAGAAGAGACUAAACUAGAGGUUCCAGAAGAGAUGCAACAAAUGUCAACUGAGGAGAAAGUUCCAGAGCGACUAGACGAGGUCAAAUCUGAGCUUCCUGAGGAAGAAUUAAGAAAAACAAAUAAUGAAACAAAUCUAAAGCCAUCAGAAAAGACUACAUCACAAGUUCCUAAGGAAACAAAAAGAAAGUCAACUGAGGAAAAGAUUCCAGAGACAGCAGAAGAGACUGGUCUAGUAUUACAACAUGAGACCAAACCUAAAGUUCAAGACAAGACACAAAUGGAGCCAACUGAGGAGGAAAAUCUAAAGUUACCAGAUGAAAUCAAACCAAGAGAGAAACAUACAGAAUUAUUCAAGGAAGAAGAGCCAGCACCAAUCAAAUCUAAGUAUUCUAUGGAUAAGGAUCAGCUAGAAUACCCCAAGUUUCAAACCAUAAAAGUGUCAGUAGAAGAAACUGACACAACUUUUAAAAAAGACUAUGCAUCUAGACCUCUCAUACAAAGUGAAAUGGAAUCAACUAGUACAAAUUAUGAGUAUCUCUCAAAACUUCCAAAACUGCUUCAYCUUGUUGAUAUCUUAGACCUCCCAGAGACUCAGACAGGCUUAAGAAAGGCCUUUAGUGAAAAGAAAAUUACAGAUUCAGGCCAAGAAUUGAAAGAAACAGCACCUAAAGAUAAAACAUCCCAGCCAAAAAAAAAGGAAACUGCAUUACAAUUCGAAUAUCUUAAAUGGAGCCCAGAGAAAGUUGCAGAAUGGAUUAGCCAGCUAGGCUUCCCUCAAUACAAGGAGUGUUUUACCACAAACUUCAUUAGUGGCCGAAAACUCAUCCAUGUAAAUUGCUCAAACCUCCCUCAGAUGGGGAUAACAGAUUUUGAGGACAUGAAGGUGAUUUCUCAGCAUACACGGGAGCUACUGGGAAUUGAAGAGCCAUUAUUCAGCCGCUCCAUCAGGCUUCCCGCUCGGGACAACAUUGGCCUAUUUUUAGAGCAAAAAGGUCAUACUGGGGUAAAAUCUGACUCCUUGACCUUCUCUGAAUUUGUCAAAACAAGAAGAUUAUGUGAUUAUGAUCCAGAAAUAACUGCCUCUGAAGAGAAUAAGGCUGUUAACAUUGUACGUAACUAUAGAAGAAAGGUAUUUCACUCACAUUGAAAGAUCAGACAUAAUUACUUAGGAGAAGAGGUGUGGCCUUUUUUAUUUUUCUUCUCUUCUUUUUCAUUAAGGAUCAGAGUCAGAACUGCUGGCUCCAUUCCUAGGUCUUCUGUGAUUCCCAGCACCUUCCCUUUAUUUGUGUUUCAAUUUAGCCCCUCCUUA
Urocitellus parryii (Arctic ground squirrel) is the source of this 2163-nucleotide messenger RNA. NCBI's taxonomy places the organism in Eukaryota, Metazoa, Chordata, Mammalia, Rodentia, Sciuridae. The record is from RefSeq and is a predicted model, not a curated record.